This is a messenger RNA of Dentiscutata heterogama, 435 nucleotides long. Lineage: Eukaryota; Fungi; Glomeromycota; Glomeromycetes; Diversisporales; Gigasporaceae. The record is from the annotation of a GenBank genome assembly.
AUGUCAGAAGAAUCAACAAAAAAGAAACUUAGUAGAAAAGAAAGGCAAAAACUUCGAGAGGCAACGGCAGGGCCUGGAUGGUUCGAUAUGCCAAAACCUGAAUUAACACCUGAGAUAAAACGAGAUCUUCAAAUUAUAAAAAUGAGAAAUGUUCUUGAUCCGAAACGGUUUUACAAAAAAGACAAUUCCAAAAGUCUUCCAAAAUAUUUCCAGAUUGGAACAGUUAUUGAAGGACCAACGGAGUUUUAUUCAUCACGAUUGUCACGUAAAGAAAGAAAGAAAACAAUUGUUGAUGAGCUAAUGGCAGAUGAAAAGGCCAAAAAAUACUAUAAACGCAAAUUUUUAGAAAUCCAAAAGACGAGGCAAAGUGGAGGGAAAAAGCAUUAUAAACAGCUCAGAAAGAAAAGAAGGCCGAAGUGGGAAAAAGGAUUUUAA